ACAUUGACCGCGUUAAGUAACUACUAUCAUAGAUAUAUUGUUACUUGUUAGUCCUUACAAAAUAUUACAUAUAAUAUAAUUACAUAUAUUAUCGAAAUUUAAACACUUCCAUCACGCACGUGACAACUGUUCUCAGCCGAUUUAGAUAUAUAUUAUUGUAUAAAAAUAUAAUUUAUACAUUGAAAUACAUAUAUUAUAAUGGCGACUGAAUUGAAAACAACCAGUGAAGAGAAAUUAAACGCAGGCAUGAAGUCAAUUUUAAAUGAUUUAGAAGUUGCCUGUGAUAAACUCAAAUUAUUAGAUGGCAAUGAUGAAUUAUACAAUGAAUUGCAAGAUAUGGCUAAAUCAUUAUCAACUGAAGUAGAAAAUGGUGAUUAUGUAAAAAAUAUCUUAAAACUCAAAGAAUCUGUAAAAAGCGAACAGUUAUUUUACUUAAAUAAAACAGGAAUCUCCUUUGACACUUUAUUAGAAAAUGAAUAUUUAGAAACAGCAGCAAAUAUAUUAUUGGAAACUGGUGUAUAUGAUUAUAGUUCAACUACACUCUUUCUUGAGUAUAUGUCAAUGAUUGAAAAAUAUGAAGAACAAAAAAAAUUUAUUGACGAUGUUGAUGAACGAAUAAACCAACUAAAAAUAGUAAUUGAAAAACAAAAUGAUACUAAACGUGAACUGUCCAAUAUACAUUUUUCACCUGCAGAGUUUACAUUUGAACCAAUUCAAAUAAAUCCAAUUAAAAGUGUACAACCUAUUGAAAAUCGUAAGGAAAUUGUGGAACUAUUAAAAAAGAUUGAUGAUAUUGAAAAAAAGCAAGCGUAUAUCUGUGAAAAAACUGCUACAUUGAAAUCGGAGCAGAAAAAAUUGUACCAUGGAUUACCACCAAAUAUGGAUCAAGCAUUAAUGGCAGUUAAAAUAGCAGAGGAAACAAUGAAGUCUGUAUCCAAAGAAUUGGUAAAAAAACUUGAAAAAUAAUAAUUGUAUAAUAAUUCAUCAGCAAGAUAUCUAUGUUAACUAUAAUGAAAUAUAUAAUGUA
Messenger RNA from Sipha flava (yellow sugarcane aphid), 1027 nucleotides. It is a transcript of the gene Pdrg1, whose product is annotated as p53 and DNA damage-regulated protein 1. The record is from RefSeq and is a predicted model, not a curated record. Bases 199 to 966 code for a protein of 255 amino acids. NCBI's taxonomy places the organism in Eukaryota, Metazoa, Arthropoda, Insecta, Hemiptera, Aphididae. The transcript has 2 exons.